This is a messenger RNA of Meyerozyma guilliermondii ATCC 6260, 963 nucleotides long. It is a transcript of the gene TRR1, whose product is annotated as thioredoxin-disulfide reductase. NCBI's taxonomy places the organism in Eukaryota, Fungi, Ascomycota, Pichiomycetes, Serinales, Debaryomycetaceae. Gene Ontology annotation, biological process: removal of superoxide radicals. Gene Ontology annotation, cellular component: cytoplasm. The coding region runs from base 1 to 963 and encodes 320 amino acids. The record is from RefSeq and is a predicted model, not a curated record. Gene Ontology annotation, molecular function: thioredoxin-disulfide reductase (NADPH) activity. The transcript has a single exon.
AUGGUCCACCAUAGAGUCACUAUCAUCGGUUCCGGCCCUGCUGCCCAUACCGCCGCCAUCUACCUUGCCAGAGCAGAAAUUAAACCCACUUUGUACGAGGGUAUGUUGGCCAACGGAAUCGCUGCCGGCGGUCAAUUAACUACUACUACCGAUAUCGAAAACUUUCCUGGUUUCCCCGAUGGUAUUGGAGGUACCGAGUUGAUGGAGCAAAUGAAAAAGCAAUCACAAAGAUUCGGAACCGAAAUCAUUACCGAAACCAUUUCCAAGGUUGACUUAUCCAAACGUCCUUUCAAGUUCUGGACUGAAUGGAAUGAAGACAGUGAGCCUAAUACCACUGAUGCUAUCAUUAUUGCCACGGGUGCUUCUGCUAAGAGAAUGCAUCUCCCUGGAGAAGAUACUUACUGGCAACAAGGAAUUUCGGCUUGUGCUGUUUGCGAUGGAGCCGUUCCAAUUUUCCGUAACAAGCCUUUGGCUGUCAUUGGAGGUGGAGACUCUGCUUGUGAAGAGGCUUUGUUCUUGACAAAGUACGGGUCCAAGGUUUACAUGUUGGUGAGAAGAGACGAGUUGCGUGCAUCUACUAUCAUGCAAAAGCGUGUGAAAGCCAACGAAAAGUUGGAAAUUUUGUGGAACACCGAAGGUGUGAGUGCCAAGGGUGACGGUAAGCUCCUUAACGCCUUGGAGAUCAUCAACAACAAGACAAAGGAAAAAUCCGACUUGGCUGUUAACGGUUUGUUCUACGCCAUUGGCCACACUCCAGCCACCAAGAUUGUUCAAGAACAAGUCAAGACCGACGAGAACGGCUACAUCUUGACCAACCCAGGCACUGCCGAGACCUCUGUACCCGGUGUGUUUGCUGCUGGUGAUGUUCAAGAUCACCGUUACAGACAAGCCAUCACCUCUGCCGGUACCGGUUGUAUGGCUGCUUUGGACUGUGAAAAGUUCUUGGCCGAGCUGGAAAUAUAG